Messenger RNA from Puccinia triticina, 954 nucleotides. RefSeq lists its product as uncharacterized. Gene Ontology annotation, molecular function: protein binding. Bases 1 to 954 code for a protein of 317 amino acids. NCBI's taxonomy places the organism in Eukaryota, Fungi, Basidiomycota, Pucciniomycetes, Pucciniales, Pucciniaceae. The record is from RefSeq and is a predicted model, not a curated record. The transcript is spliced from 7 exons.
AUGGAUGUGGUUGUCCGCCUCCACGGCGGCGAGCUCAUCUACUUCAAGCUUGACCUCAACAGCCAGCUCAACAAGUACCAGGAGCAGAAAGAGAUGGGUGCCACCAUCACCAGUCUCUCCCUCUCCACCAUCUCCUUCCAGGCCCUCACCGCCGUCCCCACCUCCAUCUGUAUCACCAAGAUCUUUGACUUGUCAAUCAAUAAAAAUAACGAAACCCUCUUUGUUAACAUCAGUCUAGCUCACGGCAUCCUCCUCCGCACAGUGCUUGACUCCGUCAACAACCAGCUCACCAACACGCGCACCCAGAAGACCAGUGUCAUUGUGCUUUCAUCCCGCACCUGGCUGAACUACACCUUCCAGAACCUGCUGAAUUUCGGCCCGCUUAUCUACGACGCGCUGGACAACAUGCACAGCUUCAGUGCCAAGCUGUGUCCGGAAGGCCUCAUUGGCAUCGUCGGCUCCUCCCUCCAGAUAUUCACGAUCCCCAGACUCAGCGCGAAGGUCAAACAGGACCCCAUGCCCCUCGCGUACACCCCACGCAAAAUUCUGCUCAACCCAGCCACCAAACAUGUCAUCACUGUUGAGUCCAAGCACCGCACCAUGGCCCUCGACGUCCAGGUCGCCCGGUUCGCCCUCCAGAAGGCGCACAAAACAGUUUACAAUAUUUUUGACGAUCCCAUUCUCGCUGCUUGCCUCACGCACGCGAUGGUCAUUGCCGUCCUGCGCGCCCGCGCCCAAUCGAGCUUGUUGCAACCCGCAUGCGCAUCCUCAUCGGCCCCCGGGGCCCGCUCGAGUGUCUCCAGCGUGUUGGCCUUUGUCGUCAAGGCCGGCCUCCUGAGCCUCCGCCUUGGCGCAUCAGCCGCCGCGCCCGUCCUUCUCGCCUUCCCUGGCGUGCUGGACGUCGAGGCAUCCGCCUUUGCUGCCGUCACUGCCCUCUGGAUUGUCGACCAUUGA